This is a messenger RNA of Seriola aureovittata, 5797 nucleotides long. RefSeq names its product dynamin 1a (gene dnm1a). The transcript is spliced from 24 exons. Gene Ontology annotation, molecular function: GTP binding; microtubule binding; GTPase activity. The record is from RefSeq and is a predicted model, not a curated record. Gene Ontology annotation, cellular component: microtubule; membrane; cytoplasm. Bases 202 to 2778 code for a protein of 858 amino acids. Lineage: Eukaryota; Metazoa; Chordata; Actinopteri; Carangiformes; Carangidae.
UGGAGGGAGAGAGUCCAAGCUGAGGUGAUUGACACACCGAGGAGGCGCAGUCAAUGAGGGAGCAAACCGAAAAGUAAACCGGUGUGAGUCCAAGACGCCCUCUGAACGCGAGGGUGGCGAGGAGGGACGAAGAGAAAUAUAUAAGACACAAAUCCCUCCCUGCGCUGACUAGGAAGAUAGGCGUCCGAUUGCACCGCAAAGAUGGGCAACCGGGGAAUGGAGGAUUUGAUUCCUCUGGUGAACCGUAUGCAGGAUGCCUUCUCCUCCAUCGGCCAGAACGCAAACCUGGACCUGCCGCAGAUCGCCGUGGUGGGCGGCCAGAGUGCGGGGAAGAGCUCGGUGCUGGAGAACUUCGUGGGCAAGGAUUUCCUUCCUCGUGGUUCUGGCAUUGUGACUCGUCGUCCUUUGGUUCUGCAGCUGAUGAAUUGUCCCACAGAGUAUGCAGAGUUUCUCCACUGUAAGGGCAAAAAGUUCAUAGAUUUUGAUGAGGUCCGGCAGGAGAUUGAGGCAGAGACUGACCGCAUCACUGGGGCCAACAAGGGCAUCUCCCCUGUUCCCAUCAACCUGCGUGUCUAUUCCCCUCAUGUGCUGAACCUCACCCUGGUGGACCUGCCAGGCAUGACCAAGGUGCCGGUGGGCGACCAACCUGCAGACAUCGAGUCCCAAAUCAGAGAAAUGCUGAUGCAGUUUGUCACCAAGGACAACUGUCUGAUGCUGGCCGUCUCCCCGGCCAACUCUGAUCUGGCCAACUCUGACGCUUUAAAGAUUGCCAAAGAGGUCGACCCUCAGGGUAUGAGGACCAUUGGUGUGAUCACCAAGUUGGACCUGAUGGACGAAGGGACAGAUGCUAAAGACAUCCUGGAGAAUAAGCUGCUUCCACUCAGGAGAGGUUACAUCGGUGUGGUGAACAGGAGCCAGAAGGACAUAGAUGGAAAGAAGGACAUUAAUGCUGCCAUGGCUGCUGAGAGGAAGUUCUUCCUCUCUCAUCCUGCGUAUAGACACCUGGCAGACCGUAUGGGCACUCCCUACCUCCAGAAAAUCCUCAAUCAGCAACUGACCAACCACAUCCGGGACACCCUGCCGGGUCUGCGAGCCAAGCUGCAGAGUCAGCUCCUCUCCAUAGAGAAGGAGGUGGAGGAGUACAAGAACUUCAGACCUGACGAUCCGUCUCGCAAGACCAAGGCUCUGCUCCAGAUGGUGCAGCAGUUCUCUGUGGAUUUUGAGAAGUGUAUAGAGGGCUCUGGGGACCAGAUUGACACGGCGGAGCUGUCAGGUGGUGCCAGGAUCAAUCGCAUCUUCCAUGAACGCUUCCCCUUUGAACUGGUCAAGAUGGAGUUCGAUGAGAAGGAGCUCCGCAAGGAGAUCAGCUACGCCAUCAAGAACAUUCACGGCAUCAGAACUGGCCUCUUCACCCCGGACAUGGCCUUUGAGACCAUUGUGAAAAGGCAGAUUGGGAAGAUUAAAGAGCCUUGCACCAAAUGUGUGGACAUGGUCAUUUCUGAGCUAGUCAAUACGGUUAGGCAGUGUACCAAGAAGCUGGCUCAAUAUCCCAUGUUGAGAGAGGAGAUGGAGAGAAUCGUCACCCAGCACAUCAGGGACAGAGAAAACCGCGCUAAGGACCAGGUGCUGCUGUUGAUAGACAUCGAGUUGUCCUACAUGAACACCAACCAUGAGGACUUUAUUGGAUUUGCCAACGCUCAGCAGAGGAUCAACCAAAUGAACAAGAAGAAGGCAGCCGGCAACCAGGAUGAAAUCAUGCCUGAGAGAGGAGUUAACGAUCGGUUCAAGGUGAUCAGGAAGGGCUGGCUGACCAUCAACAACAUCGGUAUCAUGAAGGGAGGGGCCAAGGAGUACUGGUUUGUCCUCACCGCCGAGUCUCUGUCCUGGUACAAGGAUGAUGAGGAGAAAGAGAAGAAGUACAUGCUGCAGGUGGACAACCUGAAGCUGCGCGAUGUGGAGAAGGGAUUCAUGUCCAGCAAGCACAUCUUCGCCCUCUUCAACACCGAACAGAGGAAUGUUUAUAAGGACUACCGUCAGCUGGAGCUGGCCUGUGAGAGUCAGGAAGAUGUCGAUGCAUGGAAGGCCUCCUUCCUCAGAGCUGGAGUUUAUCCUGAACGGGUCACGGACAAGGAAGGAAAGAGUGAUGGUGGUGAUGAAAGCAGCUCUGACAACUUCAUGCACAGCAUGGACCCUCAGCUGGAGCGGCAGGUGGAGACCAUCCGUAACCUGGUCGACUCCUACAUGGCCAUCGUCAACAAGACUGUCCGAGACUUGAUGCCUAAGACCAUCAUGCACCUCAUGAUCAACAAUACGAAGGAGUUCAUUAACGCCGAGCUGCUGGCUCAGCUGUACUCGUGCGGCGACCAGAACACGCUGAUGGAGGAGUCUCAGGAACAAGCCCAGCACCGUGACGAGAUGCUGCGGAUGUACUACGCCCUGCGAGAGGCCCUGAGCAUCAUCGGUGACAUCAGCACUACCACCGUAACCACUGCCAUGCCACCGCCUGUGGACGACUCCUGGCUGCAGGUGCAACGGGGCGGCUCCGGAGGAAGGUCUCCAGCCACCAGUCCAACUCCAAACCGCAGAGCUCCACCAGGACCUCCCGCCCGCCCAGGCUCACGUGGUCCUCCACCUGGACCCCCUCCCGCUGGGGGACCCCCUGUCCCAUCUCGUCCUGGAGCUUCUCCUGACCCUUACAGUGGGCCGCCACCCACCGUGCCCUCCCGGCCUAACCGCGCACCCCCAAGCGUGCCCAGAAUCACUAUCACUGACCAGUGAGGAAUAACGUUUCUGUCGGAGACCCCCACCCUCUCCAACCCACUAGACCUCUGAGCUCCUCCCUCCGUCCUCUUGUCCGCCCGUCCCUCCUCUGGAUAAGAGACUAUGGACAACAGCGCCACCUUCCUGUCAUUUCCUGCCUCACCUGACCUGAGCUGGCUCCCUUCUCCUGCUCCUCUACUUCUCCCUUACAACAAGCCAUGUCUCUGUUUCACUCCCCAACAAACCCUCUGUUCCACACGGAGAUGCAGAAUACUUGAAACACACCUGCAUGAUUUACAUACCAACAUGCUGCACCCUCAGAAUUUAAAUAAACUAUGUAGACAAUAUGAAAUAAUUGAUAGGAAACAACCUGGUGAGUGUAUGCGCACAUAUGCAUGCACACCUGCUUACAUAAAUACACACAUAUAUAUACAACAAGCAAACACACACAAGAUAUUUUUCCUCCUUUUAAGCCUAAGGGAGGAGACGUUUAGCAUGACACUUUGCCUGAGUAUAACAUUAUACUCCAGCAUUUCUUAUGGGUAUUCUGGCUGCUGACUGACGUAUUAUUCUCUUAUUUAACAUUUGUUUAAUCUUAUCUUUCUUUUAUGUUUUUUUCUGAUUUAUUCUUAUUUUUUCUAAAGGAAUACUUCACCAAAAAAUGUUAGGUUUUAUAUCACAGAAUUGCUCUGUAUUGCCUGUCAUGCUGAAGAAAAACAUUUUCAGCAGAGUUUUCAAAAGUGGAAGCUAUUUUUGAAGUAAAAAAAAAAAAAAAAAGACUCCAAACUGCAAAACAAUAUCAGAAAGUCCAUAACUAAUCCUUCAGUUAUGUUAGUGUCAGUGUUUUUUAAGACGCACUGAGCAAGGGGAUACCUGAGACUUGGUUAUUAUACUGCAUGAUGCAUGUUUUUAAAUUAAUUUCUACUUAUUAAAAAACUAUUUUUUUCCUCACAGCAUGUCAGACACAAAAUUUUGGUGGAGUAUUCCUUUAAGGGAGGCGAUGCAAGCUGAACUGGACUGGAUAUUGCAUCCCUGAAACUCUUGUGUUUUGUUUGUAACUGUUGUAUUCAGGUUUUGAUCUGUAAUUGUGGUCCCCCAAAAUCACAGGCGAGGACACACUGUAAUCACAUUGAAUCAGGUCCGCUUGUACUUGAGAACUAAACAUCCAAAGAGAAGAACUGUGCCAUUCAUACAGUCAGUAUUUAUCUUAGAUGUUGCGAUUUUUUUUUCAUCAUUACCAUCAUUAUGCAGAUAAACAUAAACACUUCCCUGGUGUCUCCUCACCUUUAUGAUUUCGGGGUUUCUCUUUUCAUCCCGUUCAUCGUGUAAGGUCUUCUGUUUUCUCUCUGUUUCUACUCUUUUCACCGAAACAGCCGGCCAAACAAGGGUGGGCCCUCUCGCCCUGAGAGCCCCUUGCCGCCAUUCGACUCUUAGAAGAAACCCCCCCACCCAAACCCCCCACCCACCUCCUCUUUUUUACCUCCUCUCUUCUAAAAUUCCAUUGCCCAUCAGCUGUGAAACAGACUGCACCAUCCAUCACUCACUCACUCACUCACACAAGGGAGGAGGGCUUAAAUGAAAUAAGAGGGGUAACAGACUCCUCAUCUUCAGAUAUCUGGACAGAUAGGGGAGCUGCUGCUCUUCAUCCUUGCUUUCCCUCUUCCUCCCUUUGCUGUAGGACAGGAGGAGUGAUCAUGUGACGGACUGUCUGGAUCCUUUUUUUUUUUCUUUUUCUUUUGCUUGUUGUAGCAUCCAGAUUGCCUCACUGCCACUAAAUCCACCUGUGUUUUCUCGGGUAAUCGAAUCACUUUGAGUGUAAUCUCACACAACUGUGACAAAACCAACUCUUCAAACGUUGUUGUCUGUGCUUCCACAGAACCUAUGCAACAAAGAAAAAUGGUUUCCCACUUUUCCCACUUCCCUCCUCUCCUCUUCACGAAAACAUUGUUACUGCAUUAUCUUACGGAGGCGGGAUCUAAGUUGAAAGUGCAAUAUAUAGGAUGUUCUUCUGCAGACAGCUGCAUGCCACCAGUCAAACAAGAGCCAAGUAGAUUUUCAACUAAGAGGAAGGGCAUCUGUGGCCUGGGCUGCACCCUGCGUUCCUUGUGCAUCCUUUUAAAGUUUUUAAGUCAGCUCUGUUCACACCAUGCAUCAAAAUCUUCUGAUAUACUGACAGGAAAACUUUUCAGGUUGAUAAUCUGCCAUGUCUUUUCUGUUUUUUCCUCCUUUUUUUUCUUUUCUUCCCUCUCUCAGUGGUCACGGGGGUGAGUGAGAACAUGAAAGCAGCCACAGUCUAUGCAUAAAACUAUCAAACGCUCCUUCUGUUUCACCUUCACUUUGCUGUGUGAGAGCCUGUGAGUCGAACCCAUCUUUUCACCUCUUUUUCCAUCCGCUGAACUCUGCUGUCAGUGUGUGAUGUGUUGUAUUUUGCCCCCAAACAAAAGAUGACAAAAACCCACCAGCCACAACAGAGCCCAUCUCUGUACCUCAAUUGAUGUAAUUUACAAACUACCUGAAACACUUUAGUCACCCCAUGAUGUAUCUUAGGACUCCACGACUGCAAAGCAAACACAAUAAAGCAUAUCCUACUCAUUAUUUAACGUUAAAUAGUUUAUUAUGGACAUAUCUUAAUGCGUUAUUCUGUAUAUGUGUGGUGCAUCUUAUGGGACUUGUACUUCCACUAUCUAGAGAAAUUAGUCUGCAAUGUAUGAAAUUGCUGAAUAUUUAAAUGAUUAUGAAUAAAUGAGUAUCUGUAUAAGGAAUUAAUAUUUGAAAAACUUACAAAAAAUAUAUUAAUGCAGUGAUGUAUAUGGACGUCUGCAGGUUGUUUGAUACUAUAGGUUGUAGGAGAGAGGGUUUUUUUUUCUUGUCUCUCUCUCUGUGUGUAGAAGAGCAGGGAGAUACAGUGUGAAUGUGUGAACUCCUGCAGAAACCAGGCCCUGCAUCUUGUUCAAACUGAUGUGGAUGAAAGGAUGACUUUACUCUGCAGGACUGCUGUGCUUUGUCAACACAUUAAAACCUCAGUGUACUGAAAGAA